This is a messenger RNA of Penicillium egyptiacum, 348 nucleotides long. Lineage: Eukaryota; Fungi; Ascomycota; Eurotiomycetes; Eurotiales; Aspergillaceae. The record is from the annotation of a GenBank genome assembly.
AUGAUGUCUGGAUAUGGCUCAGACGGAUUGAGGGGGAAAGUAGAGAUAUCUUCCAAGCCUUACACGUCGACCAAUAACGCAAUCAAGACUUUGACCUUCAGUGUGGAAGCACACGCCACAGUUCAGACCAUCACCGACUUGAUCAACUCGAAGGGGCGCGAUAGAUACAAAUUAACCGCAGAGUGGGAGGGAUGCAGAUUCUGGAUCUAUACCUUCAUUAAAGAUCUAGAAUCUGUUGGUCUCACACCGGGAAGAAGUGGGAAAACUGUCUGGGAGGGUGUGGCUUACUACUGGCGCACUCCUAGCGGGUCCGAGCCCAGGGAAGUCAAGCAGGGAGUGUUUUACUAG